AUGGCGAUGUUUUCGAGUCAAAUGUCUUCCACUCCCUUCUCAGUCCGGGAUAUUUUAAACCUGGAACAGAACCACGAAGACAUGGUCUCGUUGGAAAUGUCGAUCCCCACUUCGUCCUGCAUGAUGUUCAAACCGGAACCGUUCGUGGACGCGGUGAACGGAGCCGCGCUCUUCGCUCCUGGAGACGAGCAAGACGCUAAAGGUGACAGGAGCACAUCUCUGGACUUUAGUCCUGCCUUUUAUGGGAAGAGUUUCUUAGAAAUGGAUCUAGCCAAAGACGCAAAGUCGGACGACAUGCUUGACGCCAAAGAGAGAAAAGAGAAAGCGCGUUCACCGGAGGAGCGCCAGAAACCGGAUGAGGUGGAGCGGCCCGGGCAGCGGAAACGGCGAAAGCCGCGCGUGCUGUUCUCGCAGGCGCAGGUGUACGAGCUCGAGAGGCGCUUCAAGCAGCAGAAGUACCUGUCUGCGCCCGAGCGGGAUCACCUGGCGCACGUGCUCAAGCUGACGUCCACGCAGGUGAAGAUCUGGUUUCAGAACAGGCGCUACAAGUGCAAGCGGCAGCGCCAGGACCAGACGCUCGAGAUGGUGGGCGCGGGCCCACCGAGGCGCGUGUCCGUGCCCGUGCUCGUGCGCGACGGCAAGCGCUGUUUGGGAGACGCCGCGUCCGCGUACAGCGCGUCAUACAACGUGGGGAUCAACCACUUCCCUUAUAACGCCUACCACAGUUUCGGGAACGUGAACUUCCCGAGCGCCGGAAACACGAACUACACGUGCAACUACUCGGCGAGCGCAAACGUGCCUCCGGUGCAGACGUCACCGUCCAGUGGUAAUUAUGUGAAUUUUGGAGUCGGGGAUCUGAAUAACGUGCAGGCGCCGUUUCAGACCAACGGCGGCGUUUCCUCGUUACACGGCAUUCGGGCCUGGUGAAGCAGACUCUCACGGACAUGAUGCACAGGCGAUUGGUCUUGAGGCAACGCUGCCAGCGUGAACUGCACGAAUAUGGUUGAAACACACACAUUACUCUUACCGCUUCAGAAGAAAAAAAUGUACAUUAAUAUGAAUUAAGCUUUUGUGUUAUUCCUAUAAAAAAAAAUUUAGCAUAUACAUAAGCCCUAUAUUUUUAAAUGUAUUGUUUGUAUUGUCUGUAAUGGAUACACUUUUCGAUUGGAGUGUGUAGAGCUCUCGCCUUUUUUUUUUUGUCCAUAUCUUGUCUAUACACUCAGAAAAUUCAGUUAACACUUAAGGGUUCUCGGUUGUGCCUCUGCUGCAGAUUGGACACUCUCACAAAUAAAGGUACGAGACUGUACUUUCCCCUUGUAGCUGAGGUGGGUCCAUCAAGGAGACAUGUUUUGCACGUUAUAGGCUAUGUAUCUUUUUUCUUGCUGAAGUUGCAUGUGCUUUUAUUAGAGUAAAGCUUUAAAGGUCCAUUGGUGGUCCUUAAUGAUAAAACUUUAAAUUGUUUUUAAAGGUUUUCCAGGUGAAUGAUACAUGCUAACGGUACAAAACUGGUCCCCAUGAUGGUACAGUUUGGUGCCUGUAUUUCUGGGAGUGUAGAUCUCUAUAUCAGUGUUUAAGUGUUCUCCUACUGAACAAUUUGUUGGAAGCUAAGAACCCUUAAUUAUCCAAUGAACUCUUGAAAAACCACCCUCCUCCCAGUGAGUGUUUCCAAAAACAUGGUCCAUACUUGCUGUGUUAAAAAAAAAAUCAAAAUGACAAGUAAAAGCAAAUUUAAUCAAUACUAGUUUUUCUUUGUGGGAGAAAAAAAAAAACAAGAAAGAACAGAAGAGUGAAAAAAAAACAUUUUAUCCCUAUUAGUGUGUUGUCUAGAUAGUACAUGAUAGACUCAAUUUUCUCUGAAUUUCUUGACACUAGAAGACACAUCUAUGUCCAUGUUCCCUUUGGUGUAUUUUCAUAAUUAGUUUCAAUAUAUAGACAGCUGUAUUUUAUUGCAAUAGAUAUUUCACUGGAUGGACAUAGGACAUAUGUGGAGGUUUACAGGAGAAUGAUAUUAACACAUGGAUAACAAGAUGUAAUGUAUUUGGGGUUUUUUUUGGAAUGAACACAUAAACUAUGCAUAUAUAAUAAUUAAAAUAAAAAAGAGCAUUCUCUGUUUAAGGGCAUGUUGAGGAGACAGGGUAGGGAUGAAUAUAUUUAUUAAAUGAAGAAAGAAUACCUUUUGAUAUUUACUCAUUAAUGCUAUUGAGCUAUAGUACCAGGUUCAUAGGUGCUACAUUUCUACUAUAAAUAACGUUAAUGAACUAUUCCAAGGUAGACUGUGACUUAUUAGGAACAAUACCAUAAAGGAUUAAUCAAGCAUUUUAUGUUAUAUUGUUGCUGGUGAUGUUGCCUCAGAGAGCAGUGUUGUGCAUCACUGGAUCCUUUUCACACAUCACACUAGUGUCAUUUGUACUUUUGCUUAUUAUUAUUUUAUUUUAUUUUAGAAAUGUAAGAAAUGUAACUUAAUUCUUAGGAGUGGUUUGUUUAGAAAUGCAGCGUUUUUAACGAAUUCAGCUUCUGAAAGAUGGAAACUUACUGUUCAAGUCAAACGGAGUGAAAACACCAAACCCGGGCAUCCAGACACAUUUAACUGUGUGAGGUUCUGUUUGUUUGUUUGUUUGUUUUGUAUUUCAUCUAAUAUUUGUUUUGUUCUCAUAUGACGGGUGACCACUGAAAGCGGACCCACACUUGAAAAGUGAUAAGUACACAGUAUUUGUCGGUACAGUCGGCUGUCGGUACAAAUGUACACAUUUCUGUAGGCAUGAUCUGUAAUCCUGUAAUCGAAAAUAAACUCGACCGGAAAAACUAA
This is a messenger RNA of Ictalurus punctatus (channel catfish), 2806 nucleotides long. It is a transcript of the gene nkx2.5, whose product is annotated as NK2 homeobox 5. Gene Ontology annotation, molecular function: RNA polymerase II cis-regulatory region sequence-specific DNA binding; DNA-binding transcription factor activity, RNA polymerase II-specific. NCBI's taxonomy places the organism in Eukaryota, Metazoa, Chordata, Actinopteri, Siluriformes, Ictaluridae. The coding region runs from base 1 to 927 and encodes 308 amino acids. Gene Ontology annotation, biological process: regulation of transcription by RNA polymerase II; cell differentiation. Gene Ontology annotation, cellular component: nucleus. The record is from RefSeq and is a predicted model, not a curated record. The transcript is spliced from 2 exons.